Messenger RNA from Lottia gigantea (owl limpet), 1227 nucleotides. RefSeq lists its product as hypothetical. The transcript is spliced from 2 exons. Gene Ontology annotation, molecular function: nucleotide binding; nucleic acid binding. The record is from RefSeq and is a predicted model, not a curated record. Lineage: Eukaryota; Metazoa; Mollusca; Gastropoda; Lottiidae. The coding region runs from base 1 to 1227 and encodes 408 amino acids.
AUGGCAUUUGAUGCUAACAGUUUAUACGCUUCCGCCAUGUCGGAUUUAGACAGUGAAUAUCCGAGAGCGGAAAGUGGAAGACCGUUUCUACCAGAAGAAGAAAAAGAAUUUGUGAUGCUGUUCAAUAAACAAAAGUUCAGACCUAGAACAGCUAUUUUAACAGUGUGGUUUGACUAUCCCAAAAACAUGUUCUUCCAACCGAUACCAGCUAAAGAUAAAAUCACUUUCACGAAUAAAGAAGGUAAAAAGGAAACUGGUAACAAAAUCAGGUUCAGAAAUGGUUUCUGUCACGACGUUUUAACAUCGGUUGAUAUUCAAGAAAUAGUGAAAGCCGGUGGACGAAUUAUUAGAAUAUUAGAUGAUUUAAGAAAUAAAUAUAAACGAGAAGGUAAUAUCGUGGGUAGUAACUGCAUGAAAUUAUUAGGUAAUUCCUUGUAUGGUAAAUCAAUUCAGAAAGAUAUAUUCACAACUAGACAUUUAUGGAAUGAAGCAACUUUACAGGCCAACUUUGAUUCACGCGUUAAAACCUAUGAGAAAAUUAAUGAUACUCAAUAUAUUGUUGAAACGGAAAUUGAAGAAAAAGAGAUUACUACCGAAGAUAGUAAAUCUACACGACUAACACCUAGUCAUUUGGGAUCAUUCGUUUUAUCUCACAGUAAAAAAAUAAUGAACAAUUUCAUUCACGUCAUAAAUGGAUUUUAUAAACCCGAAAUAUACUAUACCGACACAGAUAGUUUGUACAUUUCAUCCAAAAAUUGGAAAAAACUAAACAGAGCUGGUUUGGUCUCCGAAAAAGACUAUUGCAAAGGUAAAAACGAUUACGGUGACGGUGGAAUUAUAUUUGGUUUAUAUUUAGCACCAAAAGUCAAAUACAACAUCGUUUUGACUUCUGAUGGUGUUUUAAAAGAAAAGAAAACGUUUAAAGGUUAUUCUAAUGAUAAGAUAAGUGUAGAAGAUUACGUUCUGUUAGCAAGCGGACAUGAUGUGUCGAACGAAUUUAAUAAACCAUGGGAAAAAAGUUUCACCAAUGGAGUAGUUAUUCCAAAUGAUAAACAAACUAAAGUUUUUAGAAGUUAUUUGAAUAAUGUUAAAAGAAAACCACCAAACAGUGAAGGAAUUAUGUAUCCUUACAACGACAAAGAUGAGUAUAGUUUUGACGAAAACUAUGAAUUUGAUGAUUUCGAUUUUCUUACUAUUCAAGAAGAGAAUGAACAUUGUUUUAAAUGA